Molecule: messenger RNA, 705 nt
Organism: Lolium rigidum
Lineage: Eukaryota; Viridiplantae; Streptophyta; Magnoliopsida; Poales; Poaceae
Product: 60S ribosomal protein L26-1-like
Exons: 1
Coding region: 34-507 (157 amino acids)
Biological process (GO): ribosomal large subunit biogenesis; cytoplasmic translation
Cellular component (GO): cytosolic large ribosomal subunit; ribosome
Molecular function (GO): RNA binding; structural constituent of ribosome
Source: RefSeq, a predicted model, not a curated record
AGGGUUCCCCUACCACCACCCCCCGCCGCCGCCAUGAAGCGCAACCCCCGCGUCACGAGCUCCCGCCGGAAGUGCCGCAAGGCGCACUUCACGGCGCCCUCGUCCGUGCGCCGCGUGCUCAUGUCCGCCGCGCUCUCCUCGGAGCUCCGCCACAAGUACAACGUGCGCUCCGUCCCCAUCCGCAAGGACGACGAGGUGCAGGUCGUCCGCGGCACCUACAAGGGCCGCGAGGGCAAGGUGGUGCAGGUCUACCGCCGCCGCUGGGUCAUCCACGUCGAGCGGAUCACCAGGGAGAAGGUCAACGGCUCCACCGUCAACGUCGGCAUCCACCCCUCCAAGGUCGUCGUCACCAAGCUCAAGCUCGACAAGGACCGCAAGGCGCUCCUCGACCGCAAGGCCCGCGGCCGCGCCGCCGACAAGGCCAAGGGCAAGUUCACCGCCGACGAUGUCGCCGCCGCCGCCGGGGGUGCCACAGCCACCGGAGCCUCGCUCCAGGAGAUCGACUAAGUGCUUGCGCGCCUGGAUCUGUCUUGCCGGUUGCAAAAUUACUGCUCUCUCUAUCUAGCUUUUUAAGCACCGUGUCUUGUUAGGAUGAAAACUUGCUACUUUAUUCGUCGUAUCCAAGAGAGUUUUGGAACCUUUGAUGUGAAUCUAUCAUGUGGCUCUGCGUUUGAUUUUGAUAUCAAGACUUCAUUAUAUGGUUAA